AUGCAUUUGUCUGAAACUUCCUUGCAGCCGGCUGUGCCUGUUUGUUCCCUGGAGAGUGGAGUGCUUGAACAGGGAAUCAAAAAGUCCAUAACUGGUGCUGAUGAGAUGCAAUCUACCCAGGAUAAGUGCUCCAAUGGGGCUGCAACAAAGGGCAAAGGGAAGGGGACAGAGGUAGCUGUUGGUGAGUCAUCCAGUGGAGCUGGCAAAUGGGUGGUUAGUAAAACAGAGAGCGGUGCUGCAGUGACCGACCCUCUGGGUGGCUCGACCCCGAAGAGGCUGAGGACCGCAGGCUCUGUUGUAGCAGGUGCUGGCUGGGCUUCAACAGUUGAGGAGUUGGUGCAGCAGGCGGCUGGGCGUCUGGUGCAGCAGGCGAAGGCGGGCAACGCCAGUGCCGGCAUGGUCGUGGAUGCUGUGUUGGAGCUGUUGGGUGACGCGUUGGGUGUGGCAUCUCCGCUGGCCGGGUCCUCGGACACGGCGGUGGUGAUGGCGCUGGGCGCCGUGUACAAGCAGCUGACAAUGAAGAGGCUCAACGAGGGAGUCGCAGUGGAGACGGCAAGGGACCUGUAGCUCGCUGCCUGUCGUGCGCGUCCGGCCUGUGCAAUGGGACGGGAAUGCAGUAUUUUGUUGAGCGUUGGAAUGUGCAUUGUGCUUGUACCUGUCAGAGCUUACUUUUGUCAUUUGGCUGGAAAUGCGAUCUCAUGUAGUAUGAACCAGUAGUGGAAUUAGGUAGGUUUAGUCCUGUUGAUCUAUAGUCUGACAUCUCUACCCUAAUCAAUGUCUAAUAAUGCAUUACUCUAUUCAUAA
Panicum virgatum (switchgrass) is the source of this 804-nucleotide messenger RNA. RefSeq lists its product as uncharacterized. NCBI's taxonomy places the organism in Eukaryota, Viridiplantae, Streptophyta, Magnoliopsida, Poales, Poaceae. The transcript has 2 exons. The record is from RefSeq and is a predicted model, not a curated record. The coding region runs from base 1 to 567 and encodes 188 amino acids.